Molecule: messenger RNA, 1134 nt
Organism: Stereum hirsutum FP-91666 SS1
Lineage: Eukaryota; Fungi; Basidiomycota; Agaricomycetes; Russulales; Stereaceae
Product: protein arginine N-methyltransferase
Exons: 10
Coding region: 25-1026 (333 amino acids)
Biological process (GO): peptidyl-arginine methylation
Cellular component (GO): nucleus
Molecular function (GO): protein-arginine N-methyltransferase activity
Source: RefSeq, a predicted model, not a curated record
CUUCUACCUCGCUCCUGCUUCACCAUGGAAGACGCUUCGACCUCGACUCACCAGGAGGGUAUGACCUCUAGGGACUACUAUGCAGACUCGUACGCCCACUUCGGCAUUCACGAGGAGAUGCUCAAGGAUUCUGUCCGUACGGGAUCCUACCGUGCCGCGAUCAUCAACAACCCCCACCUCUUCAAAGGCAAGACCGUGCUUGACGUCGGAUGUGGAACCGGUAUUCUCAGUAUGUUUGCGGCCAAGGCUGGCGCAAAGCAUGUCGUCGGUAUUGAUAUGUCCAAUAUCAUCGAUCAAGCCGUCAAAAUCGUUGAGGCGAAUGGUUUCUCGGAUACCAUUACCCUGGUAAAGGGCAAGCUCGAAGAGGUCGACCUCCCGAUCAAGGAGUACGACAUCAUCAUCUCAGAGUGGAUGGGCUAUUUCCUGCUUUACGAAUCCAUGCUCGACACCGUCCUCCUUGCACGCGACAAGUACCUCAAGCCGGACGGCCUCAUUUUCCCUGACCACGCCACUUUGUACCUUGCAGCUAUCGAGGAUCAGGACUACAAAGAGGAAAAGAUCAACUUCUGGGACAAUGUCUAUGGGUUCGACUACUCGUGCAUCAAAGACAUCGCGUUGCGGGAACCUUUGGUCGAUACCGUCGACCUCAAGGCAGUCGUGACUGAUCCUUGUAAGAUCAAGCACAUAGACAUCCGGACAGCCAAGAAGGAGGACCUUACUUUCAAGGCCGACUUCGAGUUGAAGGCUACCCGGAAUGAUUUCGUGCACGCUUUCCUCGCAUGGUUUGACAUCGACUUUGCUUGCACCCACAAAAAGGUCCAGUUUUCGACAGGCCCUCACGCAAAAUAUACCCACUGGAAGCAAACUGUAUUCUACACCCCCACGACAAUCACUAUAUCCGAUGGCGAGUCGAUCAAGGGCACGCUCACCUGUGCUCCCAACGCCAGGAACAACCGCGACUUGGACAUCUCAAUACAAUACGAGUGUGGAGACCAGGCGGAGACCAUCGACUAUAAGAUGUACUGAUUUUCGUUUGUUUUCUUCAUCGACAUUGUAAUGCUUCAUGAACGUCCCCUACUUGUGAGAGGGCGAUUGCGGUUCGUACGAGUAGAGAAAGCCAGAUGUAUUCUUCGC